AUGAGCACGGCACAAAAAACGGCUCGUUGGCGCAGACACGAGCGGUGUCGACGUGAAACACGGCGAUUAUGUGAUAUGCGGUCGUUCGCGCCCGAAACUAGAGUCGGCAAACGACCCGACAACAUCAAUGGACAACUACGGACACCAAAAACGCGACUUUGGCACGAAUCACAGCAACGGACGCAAAUCGACAAGCCACGAGUGUACGGCAUAGGUCGCACAACAACACACACUCGUCGAACCGGCGAGCGGUACGGGACGCGCGACGACUAUGGUCAGGGGGAAGCGGAGGUGCGGGACGGUCUGUCCGAUAACGCUGGUCGGUAUCGGUGA
Cinara cedri is the source of this 333-nucleotide messenger RNA. Lineage: Eukaryota; Metazoa; Arthropoda; Insecta; Hemiptera; Aphididae. The record is from the annotation of a GenBank genome assembly.